AUGUCUAACAGUCAUCAUCAUGAACAAAUGCUCGAGGAAGCUGCUGCUUCCUUGUUGGAAAUUGAAGUGUCCUCUCAAACAAGAUCAAACAAAGAGGUUGGUAAAACAACAUUCAAUCUCUAUCCGGGAUUGCAUGAUGAUCAGGUCAGGAAUCAUUAUCCUCAUGUUACCGAUCGUGAAGAAGAAACAACGGUAUCAUCACCCUCACAAGUGAUCUCUAAAAUGUCAUCAUCGCCAACAGUGAGAUCAGACCAUUCAAAAGACCUACUCGUUUCUGUUGGAGUUGGUGUUUGCGGAGGAUAUAUGAGUGGACAUAUCGUACGAAUUGGAUCUCGUAUUGUUUUUGCAAGUAUUGCUGCACUUCUUUUAGCUGGAUCAACUGUCGGAGCACUUCAUCGAGAAGCUUUGAAAAAGAAAAAACAACAACAAGGUCAUUCAUUGGAUGAACCCAAUAAUUUGGAGCAGUAUGAAAUGAUAGCAAAGAUGGGAAUUGAAGCAGCUAAUCAUCACAUCAAACGCAUGAAUAUUAAGGAAAAGAUUUUCGAAAAAUGGGAAAAAGUAAGAGAAUAUACAAAGGAUAAUUAUCCAUUAACAAGUUCAUUCUUGGUCGGAUUCAUCCUUGCCAUGUUUUAA
Naegleria fowleri is the source of this 633-nucleotide messenger RNA. RefSeq lists its product as uncharacterized. The coding region runs from base 1 to 633 and encodes 210 amino acids. NCBI's taxonomy places the organism in Eukaryota, Heterolobosea, Eutetramitea, Acrasida, Naegleriidae. The record is from RefSeq and is a predicted model, not a curated record. The transcript has a single exon.